UGUCAAAACUUCCGCAUCGUUCUAACUUCUCCACGCAUGCACAUCGUCAAUUGCUAAAUCUCCGAUAAUACCGCGUGCAUUCGAUCCAUAAAGUGACCUGACGUCUCCACCAUCGCUAAACAAACCUAAUUCCAACCUCAAUCAUCCCUAACCACUCGCUGCAACACACGGAUAUCUCGAAUCUUCAUCCCACCAACCCACCACCACAACCACCCACACAAACACGCGCGCAAUGGUCCGCCUCAAACACCGCUACCUCCUCCUUGAUAUCCUCUACCCCGAUCCGUCGACGUGGCCUGCCACGAGUGCGAAAAAUGCACUGAAGUCCCUAUCCAAGUCGCAAUCGCAAUCACAAUCGCAGCUACAGAUCCAUUCGCCCACAUCUGAUGCCUUGACGCCGAGCUUGUUGGCCAAGAUGGUUAGGGAGGAAGUUGCGGAGUUGUUUGGUGAUUAUGGGGUUGGGAGGCUAGGUGGUGCUGGGGCGGGGGUUGUCAGUGUGAAAUAUCUUUCGCCUGCUACGUCAACCGCUAUUAUCCGCUGUCCGCGUGCGUCUUUCCGUCUUGUUUGGACGGCCCUCACGUGUAUGUCUGAGGUGCCUGGGAUUACUGAGAAUGGGUCGAGACGACCGACGAGUUCGAGGUCUUGUGUGUUUCGUGUGAUUCGCGUGUCUGGAACGAUGCGCAAGGCGGAGGAAGAGGCGAUUCGACGCGCGAGGAGGGAGAUUGUGCGGUUGAGGGGCGCGGAGGAGAGUGGAGUGCUUGAGGGGUUGUUGGGUGGGUUGGUCGAUGCGCAUGAAGGUACUCCGCUUACUGGGAGUGCUGAGGAUGUUAUGGGGGAUGAGGAUGUUAUGAUGGAGAGUGAGGAUGAUGAAUGAGUAUGGGAUAUGGUAUUAUUGGACGGCAUCUAUUUAGGUGCCUGUACCUUGCAUGGGGGAGUUUUGUCUUGCUAAUCAUUUCAUUAGAGAUACCCUAUUAUACAGUGUGUGAAUAGAUGCUGGGAUAGAUUCAUG
Messenger RNA from Aspergillus sclerotioniger CBS 115572, 1009 nucleotides. Its product is annotated as Rpp14/Pop5 family protein. Gene Ontology annotation, cellular component: ribonuclease P complex. The transcript has 2 exons. Gene Ontology annotation, biological process: tRNA 5'-leader removal. Lineage: Eukaryota; Fungi; Ascomycota; Eurotiomycetes; Eurotiales; Aspergillaceae. The annotation marks the transcript as partial. The record is from RefSeq and is a predicted model, not a curated record.